Messenger RNA from Colletotrichum scovillei, 1173 nucleotides. RefSeq names its product NUDIX domain-containing protein. The coding region runs from base 1 to 1173 and encodes 390 amino acids. Lineage: Eukaryota; Fungi; Ascomycota; Sordariomycetes; Glomerellales; Glomerellaceae. The transcript has a single exon. The record is from RefSeq and is a predicted model, not a curated record.
AUGAACGUAUCGCCAACGAUACAGCAUAUCCCAUUCAUUCUGGACUCGACCCUGAGAUCAGAUACCGACGAUUUUCAGCUACUGUUUCAGCACUUUGUUUUGCAGUCGAUGCCAUCUAUGGCGCCUGAUGAUAUUGACUUGGACCUCUUUCUCAAGUACACGAUGCCUUUGGUCCUCGCCGACGAUCUGGUCAUGCGCGCGGCUCUCGCUCUGAGCAGCGCAAAGUACAUGAUGCGAGACCCGACGAGUAAAGCGUUAUAUCUCUCUAGGCUAUGCCAUUCACAGGUUACGAAUGCUAUCAGAAUACGGAUCAUUACUUGCAAAGCUGGGCUGGACGAGCGACCUGUGUUUCUAUGCGCGGCCACUAUACUUAUGGCGGUGCUAGAGUUAACGCUUGGCAGCACACAAAGUCACCAUAUAGACUUUGCCACCCAUCUUAUCCUCAACGUCCUUCCCUCGUCCGUUUGUCAGAUUGAUCGAACUCUGUACAGAUUCCUGCUCAGGGCGUGCAUCUACAUACGAGCUGAGACAUGGGGGUGCGAGGGUCCCGCAGGUCUGCCCUCGGACGUAGAAAAGCAGGUUGCGAAUAUGUUCCAACUCGCGGGCAAGCUUGAGGAUCUGGACAAUGAGGGAGGAAUAAGAAGUCAGAUCGGCUUACUUCAGACGGCCUUCGUCACAGGCCUGUUAGUUGUGCCGCAGCUCGCUCGCCUUUCAGCAUCAAGGGGAUGCAUUGAAGACGACGUUGAACGAGCUAUACAAUUGGCAGCACUCGAGUCGCAGAUCCUGUCGUGGCAACCUCCUCCUGCUUCUGAAGCAAGUGAUAACGUCCGGAGAGUCUGGGGUCUGUGGCGGACAGGUCUUCUGGUACAUCUUUACACAUCCCCGGUGGCACAAGAAGUUUGCCAGACGUGGUGGAGAGAAAAGAGCAACGCGUGCCUGAGCGAUUUUAUUCAGAAACUCAAAGAUACAUCUCAGAACCCUAGGGGCCUCUCAGUGCUCUCAUGGCCGCUGAUAAUGGCAGGGUCAUUUGCUCAGAUCGCUUCGCAUCAACGGUUGAUUCGAGACACGUUAUCUUCCAUCUCCGAGCGAACAGUUUCGAGACUACCAGUCAAAUUAGCGGAACGACUCGAGACACGACAGCCGAAAUCUCGAACUAGCUUAGUGGUAUCGUAG